Messenger RNA from Sceloporus undulatus (fence lizard), 2155 nucleotides. RefSeq names its product ring finger protein 186 (gene RNF186). The record is from RefSeq and is a predicted model, not a curated record. The transcript has a single exon. Gene Ontology annotation, molecular function: ubiquitin protein ligase activity. Bases 141 to 1043 code for a protein of 300 amino acids. Gene Ontology annotation, biological process: protein ubiquitination. NCBI's taxonomy places the organism in Eukaryota, Metazoa, Chordata, Lepidosauria, Squamata, Phrynosomatidae.
GCCCGGCGGGCGGGAUCCUGCCGGAGCAAACAAAGCCACUCUUGUGCCUCGACGGGACAAAGUGCCUUUAUAAACGGAGCCGUCAGAGCCGUGGACGCCAUUUGCAGGGCCUUGUUCCGCUUUGCCAGCGCAUCCCAACUAUGGCGGGUCUGGCGGACGAUUUUCACAUUGAGAAGGAAAGCUUCUCUCCGGCUGCGGAGAACGGACCGGCAAAAGAAGACGGGCCAGAAAUGGAAAAGUUAGAAACUGCCCAAGGGUCAUCUUCCUCUGCUGACAGUGAUCCUGGGUGUGAAACAUGCCCUGGAGAAGAGGAAAGACCUUGCAGUCCCUGUGCCAGGGCAGAUCCAAAUGGUACCCAACUUGGAGCGUCGGAUGUGCCACUUUCGGUCCCUUUGCCAGCCGUCGUGGCGGGUUCCACGGACCUUUCCAAAACCUCUCCUGACGAAUCGUGCCGCCAGCCGCCACGUCUGUCCCUUGCCGAAAUGGACUGCCUCAUUUGCUUCAACCGGUACAGCCCUUGCCGGAUGCCCAAAGUCCUGGCUUGCCAGCACGCCUUCUGCGCCGUCUGCCUCAAGCUUCUCUUGCGCAACGAGGACCGGACGUGGGUCAUCGGAUGCCCGCUUUGUCGGAAAGCCACUGUCGUCUUCGGUGGCCUUGUUUGCAGCCUCCAGAAUAAGGAGGACGUCGUGGGAUGGCUGGAGACCCCGGACUUGGACGCCGAGGCAUGCCACCCUCCAGAACCUCCCAGUGAGAUCCACACUCGCCACCCAACAAUCUCAGAAAACAGAGAACCCGCCGCCGGAGGGACCAACCGUGGCGCGGCCAAGAGACUGGUCUUACUUUUGUUCCUGGUGGCCGUUCUGAUCAUCUUCAUCCUCCCCUUCCUCUACACAGGGCUGCUGAAGUGGGCCCUGUCUUUCGUCGUCCUUUUGGGGCUCGUCAUCUCAGUGCUGCUUUGCUGCAACCCCAGUUGGCACUGCCCAAGCCUGGCACUGCCCUCUUGGAGGAAAAAGGAGAACCCGGUCGCCGCCUCCAUCGCUUGAGAUAGAGCCUCCAAAGCUCUCUCAGAGCCAAUUCAGACAUUGGGAAUGAUCCCGGUUGAAUCUGGGUUGAAUCUCUGUUGUUCACAUGCAUCCCAAAUGCACCUGAUUAAGUUUAGGGGGGUUCCAAAAAAUCCAGUUGACCCGGGAUCAUCGAUAUCAGAGUUUUUCUAAAAGAUCUGCAUUGUCGGCAGUGUGAAUAACUGAUGCGGAUAGAGAUAAAACUCUGCACACCUUGAAUGUGUUUCGAAUGCAUUUUGCUAACUCCAUCUUUAUCCAAGUGCCAGCAUGUGUGAGUAACCGGGCUCCCAGAGAUGCGUUUCCAGCAAACAAACCUGGAAGGUGUGACUGAGAUUAUUUGCGUCGUUGUGCUAAAAAGCAAAGACGUCCCAAUGACCCCCUAAAAGGCUUUGGAGGGUUGCAAGAGGAGUGUGGUUGCAGAGCCAUGGCCCGCAGGGUCGGCGUUCCUGGGAUGUUUUGACCAUCAAGGUAUAUGACAGUAGAUCCCUGGACUAGUGUUGGUUACUGUGCCAUUGCAUGCCAGUCCUUGGUGAUUUUGCAGGCAAUAAAUAACAGUGGAUCCCUUGGUUUGAUUGCAAUAUAAUAGGAAUAGUCUCUUGGUGAAAAAUGGAUUUAUUCUGCAAUAACAUCACCUUCUGAGCAAUUCCUCUUGGAAGGCAAGACCUUUGGAGCUGGAUCAGCCUCAGCUGAGCAAUGGAGGGCUAUUAGCCUUGCAAAAGGAUUGCUGCUGAUGGGGCUAAAAACCUAUCAGAACUGCUUAGUUGUUGUUGUUAGUAUAAUUUAUUGAUAUAGUGUUGCCACUGCGCAUGGUGCUUUACAAGUCAAAGAAGAGCCAAAGAAAACCUCCAUCCCUUACCUUACAAUCUUUAUGGAUAUUGAUCUCCAUUCCUGGACUGGGAAUCUUUCAACUUGAAGUACAGAGUUGUUCUUCUUUGUACAUUCACUUCUACCAAGGUUUCAAGGAAUGAACAUUUGUGCCAGGCAGUUUGCAACAAGGAGAACUUGAAUUCAGUGCUCAGUAUUGUCAAAACAGGGGUUUUUUGUAUAUAUUUUCACAAGUUUUGAUUGUAUAAAAAGAAUGUUUUUUUUUCCUU